AUGGGGCUGCCUUGCUUCCCCCUGCCCCCAGCUUGGCUCAAUGUUUGCCACGAGAGUCAUACCUUCAUCCCUGAAGAAAUCGGGCUAGGCUUGACCCCGCCCUAUCCGGAGGAGGACGCUGCGCACGCGCAGAGGCCUCCGCCACUGCCUCCGCCUCCGCCUCCGCCUCGGCGCUACCCAUCCUUCUCCCCGCAGCAGGCGUUCUGCCUGGCUUCCGUAGAAGCAGGUCGGUGUUCCUCAGCAGUAAGCAAUGGGCUGCUCCUUCUCAACAUGCUCAUGUGCAACCACCAGGCCCUCGGGGAACAAUUGGCAACUCCAGAGCUACAAGAGGCCCUGCAUAGUCACUGCGGUGGUGGGCCAGAUCCCAUGCCCCCGACCCGAACCCUCAUUCUCACCCUGCUCAGCCAGCUUUCAGAGCAUGGGCCUCCUGGCAGUCCAGAGCAUUCAGUAGCAGAGACACCCUGCCCUGAGCCCCAGACUGGAGCAGAGGAGCCAUUACUCCGGAGCCUGGUGGGGAGUGCUGGCCCCUCUGGGGAGCUACUCUUAGAGCUGGAGCGAAGCAUCUGCCCUGAGGGAUCCUGGGAGGGUGAUGUGAACCAGGUACUGAAGAGGCUUCAACAUCAGCCCCAGCCCUUUCUGCUAUUGCUACAGAGUCUGGAGACCCCAGGGCCUAACAAGUCACUGCAUAUGACAGUUUUGAGAAUCCUGAUCAGGCUGCUGGAUUUCCCUGAGGCCAUCCUCCUCCCCUGGCAUGAGGCCAUGGAACCAUGUCUGGCCUGCAUGAAUGCCCCAAGCAAUGACCGGGAGGUGGUCCAGGAGUUAAUACGCUUCUUGCAUCGCUUGGCAACAUUACACAAAGACUGCGCAGUGGUUCUCUGCCGCCUAGGAGCUCGAGAGGCCCUCACCAAAGCCCUGGACAAGCACACAGCACAGCUGCUCCUGGGACCUGAGCUCCGGGACCUAGUGAGCGAGUGUGAGAAGCAUGCCCGGCUCUACAGUAACCUUACCACGAGCAUCCUGGCUGGGUGUAUCCAGAUGGUGCUUAGCCAGAUCGAAGAACACAGACGAACUCACCGACCCAUUAACAUCCCUUUCUUUGACGUCUUCCUCAGGCAUCUCUGCCAGGGAUCCAGUGUGGAAGUAAAGGAAGACAAGUGUUGGGAGAAGGUGGAGGUGUCAUCUAAUCCUCAUGGGGCCAGCAAGCUGACUGACAGAAACCCCAAGACCUACUGGGAAUCCAAUGGCAGCACAGGCUCUCACUACAUCACACUGCACAUGCACCGGGGGGUCCUUGUCAGACAGCUGACUCUGCUGGUGGCCAGUGAAGACUCAAGCUACAUGCCAGCCCGUGUGGUGGUGCUGGGGGGAGACAAUGCCAGUUCCGUCAGCACUGAGCUCAACACAGUAAACGUGAUGCCUUCUGCCAGCCGAGUGAUGCUUCUAGAGAACCUGACCCGUUUCUGGCCCAUCCUUCAGAUCCGUAUCAAGCGAUGCCAACAGGGUGGCAUUGACACCCGUGUGCGAGGGGUGGAGGUGCUGGGCCCCAAACCCACAUUCUGGCCGCUGUUCCGGGAGCAGCUGUGUCGCCGCACACACCUUUUCUACACCGUCCGAGCCCAAGCCUGGAGUCAGGACAUCGCUCGGGACCGGAAGCGCCUGCUACAACUCUGCCCUAGACUGAACGGGGCUUUACGCCAUGAGCAGAGUUUUGCAGAUCGAUUCCUCCCCGAUGACGAGGCUGCCCUGGCCCUAGGAAGGACCUGCUGGGAGGCCUUGGUCAGCCCCUUGGUGCAGAGCAUCACUGCUCCUGAUGGCAGUGGGGUGAGCCCGUUGGCCUGGCUGCUGGGCCAGUACCUGGAGCAUAGAGAGAAGGCCCGUUGCCCACAAGGCCGAGCAGAUUCAUUUGCCUCCCGGGUGCGUCGCCUCAGCCACCUGCUGGUACACGUGGAGCCUCCCCCAGGACCUCCUCCUGAGCCUCCCACCCGGCCUAAUGGCAAGAACAGUAAGAUUCGGGAGCUGAACUCAGGGGCUGGCCUGGGCCCUCCUGGAGGCAGCCUGAGGGGGAUCACCCAGUGUUGGAGGGGUGUGGUGCAAGAGCAGGUGAGCAGGUUUCUGACCGCAGCCUGGCAAGCCCCGGACCUCGUGCCCAGAUACUGUGACACCUACGAGCGACUCCAGAGCGCCGGGGCAGAACUCUUUGGGCCGCGGGCAGCCUUCACGCUGGCCCUGCGCCAGGGCUUUUCUGGGGCUCUGCUGCAGCUCUCCUUCCUCACUGCUGCCCACGUGAGUGAACAGUUUGCCCGUCACAUCGACCAGCAGAUCCAGAAGAGCCGAGUGGGUGGCCCAAAGGGGGAAGAGGUGCUGGGCCAGCUGCAGCGGAGCCUGGAGCCCAUGAUGGUCCUCUCUGGCCUGGAGCUGGCCACCACCUUUGAGCACUUUUACCAGUACUACCUGGCUGACCGCCUCCUGAGCCUGGGUCCGAGCUGGCUGGAGCGAGCCGUGCUAGAGCAGAUCGGGCUCUGCUUCCCCAACCGCCUGCCCCAGCAGAUGUUGAGCAGCCUGAGCACAUCCCAGGAGCUGCAGCACCAGUUCCACCUUUUCCAGCUUGAGCAGAUUGACCAGCAGCUCCUGGAACAGGAGGAGGAUGAGGAGCACAGCCUGGAGGCCCGUCCCCAGGAGGAGCCGGUGGAGCAACUCCCGCCUGAAGAGCGGGCCCCUGAGGUGUCCGUGCUGGUCCUGUCUCCUCGCUGCUGGCCUGUGUCCCCCCUCUGCUAUCUCUAUGAGCCCAACAAGUACCUCCCCCCAGCUCUCAGCACCAGCCUCAGCAGAUUUUCCAACUUCUACAGUCAGAGUCAAAAUCGACCAGUCCUAGAACUGGGACCUCGUCGUCGGCUACAGUGGUCAUGGUUGGGCCGGGCAGAGUUGCUCUUUGGGACACAGACACUGCAUGUCUCCACUUUGCAGAUGUGGCUUCUUUUGCACUUCAACAAGAUGGAGGAGGUGGCUUUGGAUACUCUGCUGCAGAGCUCAGACAUCUCGUCAGAGCUACUGAAUCAAGCCCUUCAGCCUCUCACCUCAGGGCUUGGCCCCCUGAGCCUUCAUGAGGGUCAGGGUUUCCCUUCUGGAGGUGUGCUGCGGCUUCGGGAGGUAGAGAAGGAGCCUGGGGGGGAGGCCUUGUGGCUGCUCCCCCCCCAGACAUACCUGAGUGUGGAAGAGGAUGAGUGCCGGACCCUGGAGAGGAAGAGGAACCUCCUGAGCUGCCUCCUUGUCCGAAUCCUCAAAGCCCAUGGGGAGAAAGGCCUGCACAUUGACCAGCUUGUCUGUCUGGUCCUGGAGGCCUGGCAGAAGGGCCCAUCUAGCCCCAAGGGUUUGGGCAGCAACAUGAGUGGGGAGGCUGGCUGCAGCAGCGCCGAUGUCCUUUCUUGCAUCCUCCAUCUCCUGGGCCAGGGCUAUGUUCGAAGGCAGGAAGACCGGCCCCAAGUCUUGGCAUAUGCAGCCCCAGAGCCUGCAGAUCCCCAGCGUGGUCAGGCCAAUGUCCCUUUCUGUGGCACUCGGAGUGCUGUGACUUCACAGCUCAGACCCAAAGAGGUGGCUGCCCUGGCAUCCUUGCAGCUACCUGCAGGCCGAACCAUGAGCCCCAAUGAGGUGGAAGGCCUAAUGGAACAGACAGUGAACCAGGUACAAGAGACCCUGAGCUUGGAACCAGAUGUUGCGCUGCAUUUGCUGGCCCACACUCGAUGGGGGGCCGACCAGCUGCUGCAGAGCUAUAGCGAGGAUCCAGAGCCCUUGCUGCUGGCCUCAGGCCUUCGGGUGCCUCUGGCCCAGGCACCACCACCACUCCCCACCCAGUGCCCUGUCUGUGUCAGCCCCCUGAGCCCUGAAGACCAGCCACCUGCCCUCUGCUGCAUGCACUACUGCUGCAAGUCUUGCUGGAAUGAGUACUUGACAACACGAAUUGAACAGAACCUUGUAUUGAACUGCACAUGCCCUAUUGCUGAUUGCCCUGCUCAGCCUACCAGUGCCUUCAUUCGUGCCAUUGUCUCCUCCCCUGAAGUCAUUGCCAAGUAUGAGAAGGCCCUUCUGCGGGGGUAUGUGGAAAGCUGUUCCAACAUGACCUGGUGCACCAACCCUCAGGGCUGUGAUCGUAUCCUGUGCCGCCAGGGCUUGGGCUGUGGGGCUGCCUGCUCCAAGUGUGGCUGGGCCUCCUGCUUCAAUUGUAAUUUCCCUGAGGCUCACUACCCUGCCAGCUGUAGCCACAUGUCCCAAUGGGUAGAUGACGGUGGCUACUAUGAGGGCAUGAGUGUGGAGGCUCAAAGCAAGCACCUGGCCAAACUCAUCUCCAAGCGCUGUCCCAGCUGCCAAGCUCCUAUAGAGAAGAAUGAGGGGUGUCUACACAUGACAUGUGCCAAAUGUAAUCAUGGCUUUUGCUGGCGCUGUCUCAAGCCUUGGAAGCCAACACACAAGGACUAUUACAACUGCUCAGCCAUGGUAAGCAAAGCUGCCAGACAGGAGAAGCGGUUUCAGGAUUACAAUGAGAGAUGUACUUUCCAUCACCAGGCCCAGGAAUUUACACUGAAUCUACGGAGCUGUGUGUCUGCCAUCUCCGAGAUGCCCCCACCUCAGCCCCUUACCUUCCUCAUUGAUGCCUGCCGGGGACUAGAGCAGGCCAGAAAGGUCCUGGCCUAUGCCUGUGUAUACAGCUACUACAACCAGGACACGGAGCGCAUGGAUGUGGUGGAACAACAGACAGAGAACUUGGAGCUGCACACCAAUGCUCUGCAGAUCCUUCUGGAGGAGACCCUACUGCAGUGCCAGGACCUGGCGGCCUCCCUAAAACUCUUCAAAGCAGAGCACCUCAGCACAGGCCUAGAGCUCCUUCGGCGUAUUCAGGAGAGAUUAUUGGCCAUCCUGCAACACUCCACACAGAUCUAUCCUUCUUUCUGGCAGGAUUUCCGAAUUGGUCUUCAGACUCCACCAAGUUCAGAGCCCCAAGAAGUGAAGGUGUCUAAUGUGCCCAGCAGCCAGCUGCAGGGGUCCUCAGAGCUGGGUCAGGAAGAGGAAGAUGAGGAAGAUGAGGAUGAGGUACCAGGGUGGCAGCAGGAUGAGUAUGAUGAUGAGGAGCUGGACGAUGACAACUUCUCCUAUGACGAUGAGUCAGAGAACCUAGAUCGGGAUACCUUCUUUUUUGAUGAUGAGGAUGAGGAUGAAGGCUAUGACUGAGGGGAGGUGGCUGUGCCUCCUCCCAAAAUCAGCCCACCCCCUGAAAGGGUAGAAAGUGCUGAGAGUGACUGUUCAGAAGUUAAGGGACUUGGGGGUUGUCAUGGGGGUGGGUCAUCCCUCUCCCAUAGAGGGGUCCCCCAGGAGGGUUGCCCUGAAACUCCCUGGGGAAACUGACCACCAGGGAUUUGCCCUUGUUCUGUUUAUUAAAUAAACGACUUUUCUUGUA
Gracilinanus agilis (Agile Gracile Mouse Opossum) is the source of this 5446-nucleotide messenger RNA. RefSeq names its product cullin 9 (gene CUL9). Gene Ontology annotation, biological process: ubiquitin-dependent protein catabolic process. Gene Ontology annotation, molecular function: ubiquitin protein ligase binding; zinc ion binding. Bases 1 to 5220 code for a protein of 1739 amino acids. Gene Ontology annotation, cellular component: cullin-RING ubiquitin ligase complex. The transcript has 33 exons. The record is from RefSeq and is a predicted model, not a curated record. NCBI's taxonomy places the organism in Eukaryota, Metazoa, Chordata, Mammalia, Didelphimorphia, Didelphidae.